AUGUCUGGAAACGAUUCUCACCGUGGUGGCACUCUUUCAGAGAUGGCUCCGACUGGAACGACUAUUCCUAAUGAUGCCGGUCUCCAGAAUACAAUUCCAUCAAAGGCACGCCCAGAUCAGCAAGGUGAAAGCCAUCGAUUCAGCUACCAUGGGCUUGCCCAGCCCAACGUCGCUUCUGCCGCCGAUAAUGCCACCGAUAUGCCACGAAGCGCUCGUGAUGUAGGCCAGACUGGUGAAGUAAUGACUGGGACUGGUGAUUCUCUGUCGGCGGAGAUCGAGACCGAGAAUCUACACUUCCAAGUCAAUGAUCCUGGUGCCAAGGGUCAUGACCGUACCCUCAAGCAUGCUGUGAAAAAUCGCGGCGCGUUCGAUAAGCUAGUUGGCGAGGAUCCUGAUGGGGCACAGGCUGUUGCAGAGCCCGAGCAGAGAGCUUAA
Talaromyces marneffei is the source of this 435-nucleotide messenger RNA. RefSeq lists its product as uncharacterized. The record is from RefSeq and is a predicted model, not a curated record. Bases 1 to 435 code for a protein of 144 amino acids. NCBI's taxonomy places the organism in Eukaryota, Fungi, Ascomycota, Eurotiomycetes, Eurotiales, Trichocomaceae. The transcript has a single exon.